CAUGUCUGUUAAAUAGAAAUGAAAAUCCCAUCAGUUGUUAUUUUACAUUAAUUCUCAUCAGGCUAAACAUCUCUAAGGCGUUCAGUGCAAACAAAAAAAUACUGGAAAAAAACACUAACAACAACAAAAAAAAAAAAGAAAACUCACAGAAAUGGAUUGGAAGAGGUGCCUUUGGAGACGAAAUCAAGAUUUAUUGCUUUUUGGAUUUUUAAUUUUAGUACUAUCUGCAUCUACAGCAAUCUCCACUGCCACUACUACCAUUUCAACCACCUCAUCAACAGCUUCUUCUGUCUCUAAUUUACAAUUGAUACAGGUUACCAUUAAUUUCACCCUGACAAAUCUACAAUAUGUAGCAGACCUUAACAAUGAAAACAACGAGGCACUGAAUAUCACGUCUCAGGUGGAAAAAGUCCUUCAAAACAGCUCUUUGGCUCCAGUCUUUACAAGUUGCCAUUCUGUAUCCUAUAGCCCAGGUCCCAACAACAGUACGAAAGCUGUCAUAAGCUGCUUAUUCAAGAAUGACUUAUCACCACCACCUUUCAAUAGAUAUACCAUCUAUCAGCUGCUUGAUAGCGCAACUCAAACUACAACAAAAUUGGGACCAUAUACAUUGGAGCCAAAAAGUCUUUAUGUGAACAAUUAUGGGGGACCGACAUCUAAAAUUCCAGUAGUCGGCACUUCAACCAGUACAGCAUCUUCAACGGUUAGCACCUCAACCAGUACAGCAUCUUCAAAGAUCAGCACCUCAACCAGUACAGCUUCUUCAACAGUCAGCACCUCCACCAGUACAGCUUCUUCAACGGUCAGCACGGCAUCUACCACAAGUACAAAUCUAAUUCGUGUUACUGUUAACUUCACCUUGACGAAUCUGCCCUUCACAUCAGCAUUGAAUAACAAAAACAACAUUGUAGCAAAAAAUGUUUCAUCUCAGGUUGACCAAAUUCUGAAGAGCAGCAGUUUGGCUCCCGUCUUCUCAUCUUGUCAUUCUUUCAGUUAUAGUGCAGGUCCCCAAAAUGUUACAAAAGCAGUGAUCAGCUGUGGGUUCAAGAAUGACACGUCUCCGCCUCAAUUCAACAAAUACAACAUCUAUGACCUGCUUCAAAAUAAAACCCAAAACGGCACCAACUUGGGACCGUAUACAAUGCAGCCAAACAGCCUCUAUGUGAACAACUAUCAAAAGCAACCUACUGUUACUCCAACGGUCAGUACCUCAACCAGCACAGCUUCUUCAACAGCCAGCACUACCCAGAGUACGGUACCUCCAACAGUCAGCACGUUAUCCAGCGCUUCAGGAAACAAAACUCCAAUACUAUCUGUAUCUACAGCAAUCUCCACUGCCACUACUACCAUUUCAACCACCUCAUCCACAGCUUCUUCUGUCUCUAAUUUACAAUUGAUACAGGUUACCAUUAAUUUCACCCUGACAAAUCUACAAUAUGUAGCCAACCUUAACAAUGAAAACAACGAGGCAUUGAAUAUCACGUCUCAGGUGGAAAAAGUCCUUCAAAACAGCUCUUUGGCUCCAGUCUUUACAAGUUGCCAUUCUGUAUCCUAUAGCCCAGGUCCCAACAACAGUACGAAAGCUGUCAUAAGCUGCUUAUUCAAGAAUGACUUAUCACCACCACCUUUCAAUAGAUAUACCAUCUAUCAGCUGCUUGAUAGCGCAACUCAAAAUACAACAAAAUUGGGACCAUAUACAUUGGAGCCAAAAAGUCUUUAUGUGAACAAUUAUGGGGGACCGACAUCUAAAAUUCCAGUAGUCGGCACUUCAACCAGUACAGCAUCUUCAACGGUUAGCACCUCAACCAGUACAGCAUCUUCAACGAUCAGCACCUCAACCAGUACAGCUUCUUCAACAGUCAGCACCUCCACCAGUACAGCAUCUUCAACAGUCAGCACGGCAUCUACCACAAGUACAAAUCUAACUCGUGUUACUGUUAACUUCACCUUGACGAAUCUGCCCUUCACAUCAGCAUUGAAUAACAAAAACAACAUUGUAGCAAAAAAUGUUUCAUCUCAGGUUGACCAAAUUCUGAAGAGCAGCAGUUUGGCUCCCGUCUUCUCAUCUUGUCAUUCUUUCAGUUAUAGUGCAGGUCCCCAAAACGUUACAAAAGCAGUGAUCAGCUGUGGGUUCAAGAAUGACACGUCUCCGCCUCAAUUCAACAAAUACAACAUCUAUGACCUGCUUCAAAAUAAAACCCAAAACGGCACCAACUUGGGACCGUAUACAAUGCAGCCAAACAGCCUCUAUGUGAACAACUAUCAAAAGCAACCUACUGUUAUUCCAACGGUCAGUACCACAACCAGCACAGCUUCUUCAACAGCCAGCACUACCCAGAGUACGGUACCUCCAACAGUCAGCACGUUAUCCAGCGCUUCAGGAAACACAACUCCAAAACCAAUUUAUCUCACUGUUAACUUCACCUUGACAAAUCUGCCUUUCACAUCAGCAUUAAACAACAAAAACAACAUCAUAGCAAAAAACAUUACAUCACUGGCUAACCAACUUCUUCAGAACAGCACUUUCGCUCCCGUGUUUUCAUCUUGUCAUUCUGUUAGUUACAGUGCAGGUCCCCAAAACGUUACAAAAGCAGUGAUCAGCUGUGGGUUCAAGAAUGACACGUCUCCGCCUCAAUUCAACAAAUACAACAUCUAUGACCUGCUUCAAAAUAAAACCCAAAACGGCACCAACUUGGGACCGUAUACAAUGCAGCCAAACAGCCUCUAUGUGAACAACUAUCAAAAACAACCUACUGUUAUUCCAACGGUCAGUACCACAACCAGCACAGCUUCUUCAACAGCCAGCACUACCCAGAGUACGGUACCUCCAACAGUCAGCACGUUAUCCAGCGCUUCAGGAAACACAACUCCAAAACCAAUUUAUCUCACUGUUAACUUCACCUUGACAAAUCUUCCUUUCACAUCAGCAUUAAACAACAAAAACAACAUCAUAGCAAAAAACAUUACAUCUCUGACAAACCAACUUCUUCAGAACAGCACUUUCGCUCCCGUGUUUUCAUCUUGUCAUUCUGUUAGUUACAGUGCAGGUCCCCAAAACGUUACAAAUGUAGUGAUCAGCUGUGGGUUCAAGAAUGACACGUCUCCGCCUCAAUUCAACAAAUACAACAUCUAUGACCUGCUUCAAAAUAAAACCCAAAAUGGCACCAACUUGGGACCGUAUACAAUGCAGCCAAACAGCCUCUAUGUGAACAACUAUCAAAAACAACCUACUGUUAUUCCAACGGUCAGUACCACAACCAGCACAGCUUCUUCAACAGCCAGCACUACCCUGAGUACGGUACCUCCAACAGUCAGCACGUUAUCCAGCGCUUCAGGAAACACAACUCCAAAACCAAUUUAUCUCACUGUUAACUUCACCUUGACAAAUCUGCCUUUCACAUCAGCAUUAAACAACAAAAACAACAUCAUAGCAAAAAACAUUACAUCUCUGGCUAACCAACUUCUUCAGAACAGCACUUUGGCUCCCGUGUUUUCAUCUUGUCAUUCUGUUAGUUACAGUGCAGGUCCCCAAAACGUUACAAAAGCAGUGAUCAGCUGUGGGUUCAAGAACGACACGUCUCCGACUCAAUUCAACAAAUACAACAUCUAUGACCUGCUUCAAAAUAAAACCCAAAACGGCACCAACUUGGGACCGUAUACAAUGCAGCCAAACAGCCUCUAUGUGAACAACUAUCAAAAACAACCUACUAUUAUUCCAACGGUCAGUACCACAACCAGCACAGCUUCUUCAACAGCCAGCACUACCCAGAGUACGGUACCUCCAACAGUCAGCACGUUAUCCAGCGCUUCAGGAAACACAACUCCAAAACCAAUUUAUCUCACUGUUAACUUCACCUUGACCAAUCUGCCUUUCACAUCAGAAUUAAACAACAAAAACAACAUCAUAGCAAAAAACAUUACAUCUCUGGCUAACCAACUUCUUCAGAACAGCACUUUGGCUCCGUGUUUUCAUCUUGUCAUUCUGUUAGUUACAGUGCAGGUCCCCAAAACGUUACAAAAGCAGUGAUCAGCUGUGGGUUCAAGAACGACACGUCUCCGACUCAAUUCAACAAAUACAACAUCUAUGACCUGCUUCAAAAUAAAACCCAAAACGGCACCAACUUGGG
Polypterus senegalus (gray bichir) is the source of this 4127-nucleotide messenger RNA. Its product is annotated as mucin-16-like. The transcript has 41 exons. The record is from RefSeq and is a predicted model, not a curated record. The coding region runs from base 152 to 4027 and encodes 1291 amino acids. NCBI's taxonomy places the organism in Eukaryota, Metazoa, Chordata, Cladistia, Polypteriformes, Polypteridae.